Cottoperca gobio is the source of this 1865-nucleotide messenger RNA. It is a transcript of the gene carnmt1, whose product is annotated as carnosine N-methyltransferase 1. Gene Ontology annotation, molecular function: carnosine N-methyltransferase activity. NCBI's taxonomy places the organism in Eukaryota, Metazoa, Chordata, Actinopteri, Perciformes, Bovichtidae. The coding region runs from base 8 to 1246 and encodes 412 amino acids. The transcript is spliced from 8 exons. Gene Ontology annotation, cellular component: nucleus; cytosol. Gene Ontology annotation, biological process: carnosine metabolic process. The record is from RefSeq and is a predicted model, not a curated record.
UUCAGACAUGGCCGAAACAACAGGAGAGGGACCGCAAGGAGGACCAUUUUUAAACAAAGACAGAAUUAAAAACAGUCCCGAGGAGGAGUCCAGGCUGGAAAAGCAGCAUUUCUGGAGAAUAAUCGAUGCUUUUAGAUUUUACAGGGACCAUGUCCAGGAGCAGGUCAAGCGUGCUGAGGGUCAGUUUCUGAGCCUCCCGCAGCGCCACCAGAAUUUGCUGCCAGAUGUUUUGUCCAACCUGAACCGGAUCAGCCAGUGUGCCGACCACAACCAGGACAUUCUGCAGGGCAUCAUUCACAACAGCCUCCACAUGUUUGAGAACAUUGAGUACGGCGAGAGGGAGGAUCCGCGGAAGACUCGCUCAUCUACUACGUUUGACAUGGACAAGGUUAAGUCCACCAUAAAGCAGUUUGUCAGAGACUGGAGCGAGACGGGCCGGGCUGAGAGGGACACCUGCUACAAGCCCAUCAUCCAAGAGAUCCAAAGACUUUUCCCGAGUGACCGAUAUGAUGUGUCUAAGGUGAGCGUGCUGAUUCCGGGUGCUGGGCUCGGCCGUCUAGCCUGGGAGAUAGCGCGGCUGGGUUACGCUUGCCAGGGCAACGAAUGGAGCUUCUUCAUGCUCUUCUCUUCCAACUUUGUUCUCAAUAGGUGUGAAAACGUGAACUCUCUGACCCUGUACCCCUGGAUCCACCAGUUUAGCAACAACAAGAAAUCCUCCGACCAAACGCGACCGAUCAUCUUCCCCGAUGUCAACCCUCAGAGUUUACCACUAGAUGCAGACUUUUCCAUGGUAGCAGGGGACUUUGUGGAAGUCUACAGGGACUCAGAUUCCUGGGACUGUGUGGCGACCUGCUUCUUUAUAGACACCGCUCAUAAUGUCAUCGAGUAUGUGGAGACGAUCUGGAAGAUUCUUAAGCCUGGUGGAGUGUGGAUAAACCUGGGUCCACUGCUGUACCACUUUGAGAACAUGGCCGACGAGCUGUCAGUGGAACUUAGCUACGAAGACAUUCGGACAGCGAUCGUUAACUUUGGCUUCCAUAUAGAGGUGGAGAGAGAGUCAGUUCAGACCACUUACACAGAGAACGACCACUCUAUGUUGAGAUACAUUUACGACUGUGUCUUCUUUGUGGCACGAAAACCUGCUGACCUGUACUUUAACGGUCACGAAGAAGAAAACGACCAACUACGAAGUUCUCCGCCGUGCGCUAAGUCACCACGACGAGAAGGCACCGACAGCCUGACGUGACAGGAAAUCCUUCGCCAAAACCCAUUAACUUCGAGGCGUGCAACCAUUGGCCAAGAGACGCUUAGACUGACAAAAGGAAAAAAGAUCAAUGGACAUACAUUUUCUUUUUGUUUUGUCAUAUAUCGUUUUUUAUGAUUCAUCUCAUAAAAGAUGUCCAACUCCGCAGGCCCUGUGUUACGUGUAACACCUGAAAAACAUCUAAAUACUCUUUGUGUCUUUUAUACCUGGCUUUGAGAUGAGUCGUCGCCAUUUUAGUGGCUUGUGUGUCAGCUGCAAGCCACGAAGAGCAAACUUCUUUUAACUGCAGUCCUGCCUGCGCUCUUACUAACUCUCAUCUCCAUUGAUUUUCACUGCCUGAGAGAGAGUGUGUGUGUGUGUGUUUGUGUGUGUGUGUGUGUGUGUGUAAUAGAACAGCGUGAUGUGAGCAUUAGCUUUUGAAAUCUAUUUAUUUUUUCACAUAUGAUGCCAAUAAUGUCGACUCAUGUUCAUUGAUUAUCGGUCAACACCGAAAAUGUAAUCGAAUCAUGUUUCAGCUUUUCAGGAAAAAGUUGUUUUUAAAGUUGGAGAUGACUCAUCGACCUUUCUGAUGUCUAAUCACACUUUGUAAUAAAGCCAAACA